UUGUUCUUAAUUUCUAUAUGAUUUCCUUUCAAUCCCCCCUCUCGCCUCCAGACAUGAUCAGAAAUAUUAUCCCGGAGUUUGAGAAUUCAUCAAAGAAGAGAAAGUUGGCAGAUUCACAAGAUGAUCAUGAAGAAACUUCAGACAAGCGAUUAAAACCUGAAAGCGUGAAAUCGAUGUUCAAUAUGGAGCUACAGCUAGAGACUCCUUUACCUUUGGAGUGGCAAAGAUGUCUUGAUAUUCAGUCAGGGCAGAUACACUUUUAUAAUACGAAGACCCAUACGAGAACUUGUAAGGAUCCAAGGAGAAGCCUUGAACCCCCAAGUCCUGGUCACAUGAGCUUAGACCUUGAGUUAAACCUACCGUGCGAUUCAUUAGUAAGGAAAGUUAAUACAACUGAUCACAGAUUAUUCAACAAGCAAAGCUCUGUCAGCCCCACGAGGGCCAGUUCCAUCGAAAAGAAGACCAACUCAUCAGGCGGACUAACUCGCAACCUUUCAUGGUUGGCGAUGGACGACGAUCAGCAAGAGCAAGAGAUGGUAGCAACAGUAUGCAUGCGGUGCCACAUGUUGGUGAUGCUUUGUAAGUCAUCACCUGCAUGCCCUAACUGCAAAUUCAUGCACCCACCAGACCAAGGCCCUCCAAAGCUAUUCAAGCGAAGGCUUAGCCUCCUGUGCUAGUAAGGUCAAUCAAG
Hibiscus syriacus is the source of this 691-nucleotide messenger RNA. RefSeq lists its product as uncharacterized. The transcript is spliced from 2 exons. NCBI's taxonomy places the organism in Eukaryota, Viridiplantae, Streptophyta, Magnoliopsida, Malvales, Malvaceae. Gene Ontology annotation, molecular function: protein binding. The coding region runs from base 18 to 677 and encodes 219 amino acids. The record is from RefSeq and is a predicted model, not a curated record.